This is a messenger RNA of Clavispora lusitaniae ATCC 42720, 1242 nucleotides long. RefSeq lists its product as uncharacterized. The record is from RefSeq and is a predicted model, not a curated record. Gene Ontology annotation, cellular component: mitochondrion. Gene Ontology annotation, biological process: carnitine biosynthetic process. Lineage: Eukaryota; Fungi; Ascomycota; Pichiomycetes; Serinales; Metschnikowiaceae. Gene Ontology annotation, molecular function: trimethyllysine dioxygenase activity; iron ion binding.
AUGAGCCGACAAUUAUUUUACCACAUCCCAUUCUUUCCUCUGAACCCACCAAACAUGACCGGAUAUUCGUUCAAGCUCAAUUCGGACUCUGUCACUGUCGGCAUUGAUGGUGCAACCACCUCGUUCCAUUAUAUUUGGCUCAGAGAUAACUGUCGUUGUGAAGAGUGCUACUUUGAUACAACAAAGCAACGGUUACUCAACUCUGCCUUAAUAGACGAGAACAUUCGUCCAAUUGAGUGCAAUUUAGCUGACGGUAAGUUGACUAUUGUGUGGAGUCAAGAGAACCACAAGUCAGUUUAUCAAUUUUACUGGUUGAGAUUGCACGCUUACAAUCCUCGUAUUUUGCCCUACGAGUUCAAAGUCAAGGGCGAGAAAGAUGUGUUGGCUCGCCAGUACUGGAAAACUGCAGACAUCAAGGAUAACAUGCCAACUGUGGAUUUCAACAAGAUAAUGGCAUCCAGUGAUGAAACUGACAGUGAACUUGCGAUAAAAGAGUGGUGUUUGAAGAUAUGGAAACACGGUUUCACUCUCAUUGACAAUGUCCCUGUGACGCCUGAAGAUACACAGAAGUUAUGUGAGAAGCUUAUGUACAUCAGACCAACCCAUUAUGGUGGUUUUUGGGAUUUCACCUCGGAUUUGGGGAAGAAGGACACAGCCUAUACUAAUUUUGACAUCUCUGCCCAUACAGACGGUACUUAUUGGUCAGAUACUCCCGGUUUACAAUUGUUUCAUCUUUUGUAUCACGAUGGGACGGGAGGCACUACCUCCUUGGUUGACGCCUUUCAAUGCGCCGAACAGUUGAAGCAAACUGAUCCAGAGAGCUACGAACUUCUUACGAGAAUUCCAGUCCCAGCCCAUUCUGCAGGUGAAGAAAAGGUUUGUAUUCAGCCUGAUAUUCCUCAACCUGUUUUCAAGCUUGACUUGGAGGGCAAUUUGAUCCAAGUCAGAUGGAACCAAACUGACCGUUCUUGUAUGGACUGCUGGGCCGAUCCAACGGACGUUCCUAAAUUCUAUAAAGCUAUUCGCAGCUGGUAUAAAAUCAUUAGCUCUCCUGAAAACGAAAUCUUUUAUCAAUUGAAACCGGGUCAAUGUUUGAUCUUCGACAAUUGGAGAUGUUUCCAUUCCAGAACGGAAUUCACAGGCAAAAGAAGACUUUGUGGUGCAUAUAUCAACAGAGACGAUUUUGUGUCUAGGUUAAAAUUGUUGAACUUGGGGCGUCACAACGUUUUGGAUCUGAUUUGA